Molecule: messenger RNA, 2190 nt
Organism: Schistosoma curassoni
Lineage: Eukaryota; Metazoa; Platyhelminthes; Trematoda; Strigeidida; Schistosomatidae
Source: the annotation of a GenBank genome assembly
GAUUGUCGCAAUGUUUGGUUCUACGUCUGAAGGUCGUGCCUGUGGCGGCUUGUAAAGGGUCGCGGAAACUUGUUUCACAACCCUGACAGAUACUUUGCCAUUCCUCCCACGUCCAGCCAUUUCAUUAUUCUGCUCGCUUCUUUCCGUUUAUUCCUAAUUAAUGACACUAAUUCUGCUGAAAAAUUAUCCUCACAUCAUUCGCCAGAUUCCAGAUCCAGAUUUGUGUAGUAAGGACAGAAGACCUACGGCCUACGCUAUUCCUUUUUUAGUAUGCUUCUUUUUUAGAUAAACAUAUUGGCCAGUGUAUUUUCUCUAAUUCAAAUGAUAACCAGUAAACAAUAUGAACUUCACUAGCAGUUGCUGUAUGAUCAGAAAAUAAACUAUUAAAUUCAAUAAACUGUUAUUCAAUUUUCAUGAGCACUUGGCAACGUUGGGUGUUCUUAUUCACCUUAUCGGCUCUUCUGGCGUCAUUUCUCGCAAAUACAAUAUUUUUCUGUCUUUUUAAUUUAUACAACCAAGAAAUUUACGUCAGAAAUAGCAUUAAGAAGGUGUCUGUUCAUGUUGAGAACGUUCUUCCUGAAAACCAAUGGUUAGACUUUUUGUAUAAGAAGACUCAUGUAAAGUUCUCACAUGAUAUAAGUAUUAAAGAGGCGUGCCGUAUGGAUAACUGCUUCGAUUACACACUGUGUCAAUCGGAAUUUAAGGUUUACGUAUAUCCUCUCUCGUCAAAACAAGCCAAUCUAUCUUUAACCUAUCAAAAAAUCCUCACCGCUUUGCAUAAUUCAAAACUUCUCACAUCAGACCCAUAUGAAGCUUGUAUAUUUAUUCCUAGCUUGGAUACUCUAGAUCGAGAUCGUUUAAGCCCACAUUUCGGUCAGUAUAUAGCUCAUGAACUCGUUAAUUUACCAUUUUGGAAUUCGUUGCCUAGACGAGAUCUUGAUCCUGAUUCACUCUCAACCACUACUCAAAAGCCAUCAGAAUAUGCUGGUCGUAAUCACUUAAUAUUUAAUUUACAUGCAGGCACUUGGCCAUAUUAUCACGAAGAUGAAUAUCGUUUAUGGCUUGGCCAAGCCAUGCUAGCUAAAGCCAGCUUUUCGACUAAAUAUUUUCGUCCAAAAUUUGAUAUUUCUUUACCACUUAUUCACUCUCAACAUCCUUUACAAUCGGGGUCAAGUCAGUUGGAUCAAUUAGUGAGCAGUGAACAUUUACGUGGUCGACUUGAUCUACCAUAUCUUUUAAGUUUUAAGGGUAAACGUUAUGUCAGUGGGAUUGGAUCAGCAUCACGUGAUAUACUUUCUCAUUUACACAACGGAAAAGAUAUAAUUAUGUUAACUACUUGUCGUCAUGGCACAGACUGGACACGAUAUGCUGAUAAACGUUGUGCUACAGAUAUGGCUUUAUAUGAUGCAUAUGAUUACUGGGAAUUAAUGUAUAAUUCCACGUUUUGUCUUGUUCCUCGUGGUCGACGAUUAGGUUCAUAUCGGUUCUUAGAAGUUUUGCAGGCUGGUUGUAUCCCAGUUAUGUUGAGCAAUGAUUUGGAACUUCCGUUUUCUGAAGUGAUUGAUUGGAAUCGAGCAGUUAUUUGGGCUGACGAACGAUUACCUUUAUUGCUUCCAUUAAAUCUACGACGUAUUACAUCGCAUCAGAUAAUUCAAUAUCGACAACAAGUAAUGUUUCUUUGGCAUACGUAUUUAUCUUCAAUCGAAUCAAUUGUUCUUACAACACUUGAGAUUAUACGAGAUAGAGUUUCGCUUCGUCGUCGGAGUUACGAAAUUUGGAAUACAUUACCUGGUGGUCUCAUAGUUUCGCAUGUAGAUUCUAUGGACAGUUGUGAUGUAGCAGUUCAACGAUAUCCUAUGCAUUGUCAAUCCGAAAUCAAGUCAGGUUUCACAAUGUUAAUUCCAAUACGUGCAGAACUUUGUGCUGUUUAUUUGGAACGGUUAAAAUCUCUCGGUAAAAUUCUGUUCCAUUCCGAGUUCUUACGAAAGCAGUUACCCACCAAAGACAAUGGAAGAUGGUCGCGCACUAUCGUGGAUUGGUUGAAGUUAUACACUGCUAAGGAGUCCCGUACUAGGAUGAAACAGCCAUCCAGUGCUUCCGGGUUUUCAAUGAUGGUUUAACAUUGAUCAGUCGUGUGUGUGCUACUUAUAUUGACAUAAUCAUUAUAUGGUGUUAGUCGUGAACAGAAGG